AUGCCUGUGAUCGUCCGCCCCGCGACUGAAUCUGACCUGCAUCAAGUCAGGGAUAUAUUCGAGCACUAUGUACUCAACACGGUUGUUUCUUUCCUGACUCAGAAACCGUCGCUAGAUUACAUUGCGACCCGUUACAGAGACUCGAUGUCCCGUCAACUGCCGUACCUUGUCGCUGUUGACGAAUCCCAGGAUGGUAAGGUGGUGGGCUAUGCCUGUUCAUCUGCAUUUCGCGGUUACAUGCUUGGAUACGGCCAUACGGUUGAGAUAACUCUUAUCUGCCAUCCGCAAUAUACUGGCCGGGGAAUUGGAAGUCUCCUGAUCUCACAGCUUGUCACAAAUUUGAAAAACGCCACACAUUUGUGUAAAGAGGUUGGCUAUGAGGAUACCCAAGUUGAAUUCAAAGUUAGGAAAGUCAUGGCCAUAAUGGCUAUUGAUGAGACUGCAGCCAACCGAGGACUGACGUUGCGUGACUGGUAUCAAAAAUGGGGGUUUGAAGAAGUGGGGAGGUUAAAAGGGGUUGGGUCGAAGAUGGGGAGAACGUAG
Exophiala aquamarina CBS 119918 is the source of this 543-nucleotide messenger RNA. RefSeq lists its product as uncharacterized. Lineage: Eukaryota; Fungi; Ascomycota; Eurotiomycetes; Chaetothyriales; Herpotrichiellaceae. The record is from RefSeq and is a predicted model, not a curated record. Gene Ontology annotation, molecular function: acyltransferase activity, transferring groups other than amino-acyl groups. The transcript has a single exon. The coding region runs from base 1 to 543 and encodes 180 amino acids.